GAAGGAAAGAACAGCGAGAGGAGUGCUGGGAGGUGCUAGGAGGGGGUGAGAAAGAGGGAGAUACACGGGGAAGAAAAAGCCUCAGGAGAGAACCAAGGAGUGGGAAAUGUGGAGGGGAAACAGCCCCGGGGGGCACCCGGGGGCAGCCCCCGAGGGAACUGGUGGAGAACUGGGAGGACAGGGCAACUGGGGGCUGGAAGAUGCCCCUGGCCUGCUGGCCAGAGCUUCCCUGCCCAUCACGCCUGCGUGGCCAUUGCCCUUGGCCUCCUCAGCCCUCACCCUGCUCCUUGGAGCCCUCACUUCCCUUUUCCUCUGGUACUGUUACCGCCUGGGCUCCCAAGACAUGCAGGCUCUGGGAGCUGGGAGUCGGGCUGCCGGGGUCAGCAGAGGGCCUAGGGGAUGCUCUGAGGCCGCCAGGCUGGGCCCAGGGAGCUCUGGGGAGCCUGGAGAAGGGCCCAGGGCAGAAGGCCUAGUGUGCCGUCGCCUGCGGGCCUACGCCAGGCGCUACUCCUGGGCGGGCAUGGGUAGGGUGAGGCGGGCAGCUCAAGGUGGCCCAGGCCCUGGGGGAGGGCCAGAGGUCCUGGGCAUUCAGCGCCCAGGCCUGCUUUUUUUGCCAGACCUGCCCUCAGCCCCCUUCGUGCCCCGGGACGCCCAGCGGCAUGACGUGGAGCUCCUGGAGAGCAGCUUCCCUGCCAUUUUGCGGGACUUUGGGGCUGUGAGCUGGGACUUCUCAGGGACUACUCCUCUGCCUCGGGGCUGGUCCCAGCCCCUGGCCCCUGGGUGCUACCAGCUCCUGCUGUACCAAGCAGGCCGGUGCCAACCCAGCAACUGCCGCCGGUGCCCGGGGGCCUAUCGCGCACUGCGGGGGCUGCGGACCUUUAUGAGUGCCAACACCUUCGGCAACGCUGGCUUUUCUGUCCUCCUGCCUGGGGCGCGGCUUGAGGGUCGCUGUGGGCCCACCAACGCAAGGGUCAGAUGCCACCUGGGCCUGAAGAUUCCUCCUGGCUGUGAGCUGGUGGUCGGGGGCGAGCCCCAGUGCUGGGCUGAGGGACACUGUCUACUGGUGGACGACUCCUUCCUGCACACAGUGGCUCAUAAUGGCUCCCCAGAAGAUGGGCCUCGAGUGGUCUUCAUCGUGGACCUCUGGCACCCCAACGUGGCCGGGGCCGAGCGCCAGGCCCUUGACUUUGUCUUCGCACCAGACCCUUGAAGGAAGGGGCUCUCUUCAGACACCUGGGCUGGAGAGGUGCUGUGCUCGCUCAUGGAUGGCUUGGAGUGGUAGCCAGGACGGCCUCUAGGCUGCAGGGGGUCGGGGGAGGGCUGAGGGCGUGAACUGGCCAGCCUGCACUGAAAUGCAGAUUUGAUGGCCUCUCCUAGCUCUUGACUACCUGCUUCCAGCUACCCAGCCCAGUGA
Messenger RNA from Mustela erminea (ermine), 1414 nucleotides. It is a transcript of the gene ASPHD1, whose product is annotated as aspartate beta-hydroxylase domain containing 1. The record is from RefSeq and is a predicted model, not a curated record. NCBI's taxonomy places the organism in Eukaryota, Metazoa, Chordata, Mammalia, Carnivora, Mustelidae. The transcript is spliced from 3 exons. Bases 107 to 1210 code for a protein of 367 amino acids.